AUGAGCCUUUUAAGAAACAAAAAAGUGUGUUUUUGCGUUUGCUUAACUCUUUUUUUUUUCUUUCUUCUUCUUUUCUUUUUUUUUUUUUCACAUGCAUGUUGCAUUAAAAACAACAACAACAACAACAAAAGGGUGUCAAGCGAGGGGUUGGAUGGGGAAGGAAUGCGCGUUGAGGCAUGUCCAAUUGUCAAGAACGAAGAUAAGCCCAAUGUUGUUGAAUCAUUCUUCUCUCUGAAGCCGCUUGCGGGGGCGGCGGAUGAACCGCUCAUGUGUGAGACAAUCAGCAACGGUCACAACAACAGCAAGCAUGAUGGUGACGCGAAUAAUAAUAAUGAUAAUAAUAAUGGCACUUGCGGAACUGUGGCCCCACCAGAAAAUACCCCAGCAAAGGAUUCUCGGUGGACUAUGUCGCUUAUUGCAUUUCAUCAGCAGCGCUACGAUUAUUUCCUUCAAGCGUAUUUUGGCUAUGGGGCAGAACAACGGCUUAAAUGUAUUCGCCAGGCGGCUCAGAUGUGUAUGAUUGGUCUUGGAAUACAGAAGAAGGGCCAAACAAGAAAUGGCGACAUGGUUCACGCCAUGAGACAUUUUCUUCGGCACUCCGUUCUGGCAGUAGAGGGGGACGCCGUCUUUGUCAAGCUUGUACAGAAGGCUAGGCUUCGUUGGUGUGACGAGGGAAACAUUCAUUUUGAUGACCCACGGCAUUGGCCAAAUGCUCGCUGUAUCGCUAUCCACUAUGGUCUACCUUCGCUGGCUACAACGGCUGACUCCUGUUGCACUGCUGUCGACACUGAGGAACCAGUUGGGGUGAAGGCGGAACCGGAAAUAAAGGGGAAAAAGUUUCCGCCAGCGACGCUCAUAGCAGUAGUUGCUACCACCCCCAUCGAAGAGGGUGAAUCUGUGCGGCUUUGCCUUCGUUCGUACCAUCGUUGUCUGGAUGAGGCGACGUGGUACGAGCAACUUUUUGGUUCCCGCUUUAAUGAAGGAAAUGCGGAGACAUCUAGUGUGACACGAGGACAGAAACGGUUUGACAUGUGGCCAGAGGGUUUGGCCUUCUUUCAUGGCGUGGGAUCAGGACACGCGGGAACGGAGCCAGUGGCAGGCUUCCCAUUUACGCUACUCGAGCUUGCCGAGGCAAGAGAAAUAGGGAAUGGCGAGAAAGGCCUUUUCGCCGCGCAUCCCGUGCCGUACGCCACGUGUUUUUUGUAUGCGGGGCCUGCCGUUGCGACAAAAGUCUUGGAGGAGAAGCGGGCGGUUGCCGCAGUGAAGAACGGCACCACCACUACCAAUAAUCCUGCUGCUACUGUCGCCCCCGCUUCCUCCGACAUCACCAAUAGCUCCACAACGACCACCACCUGCCGUGACAACAUGAAUACCGAUAACAUCAAUAGCGGAAGCAUUGACGACGAGGAUGAUGAUAUGUUGAAUGAAAUACCAAUUCAUGACGCGACUUAUGCGCUUGGCCUGGGUCGGCACGGAAUGUGUUUUGGCCAGGGACUUAUGCGAUACGCCAAUCACCGCUACAAUAUUAGCAAGUUUGGGAAUGUGGAGCUGUGCUCUGUGAUGCUCUCCGUGACGAGUGAGUUUUCUUCAUUGGCGGCAGAGCUUGAACGGCGCCGCAACCCUGCCUUUAGAAGAAGGAGGAAUCCGAGAGGCGCACCGGGACGGAAGCCCAAAAAGUCAAAUGUAAUUUCCCAUGCAAAACAGGGUGUUGAAGUGAUGGGCGCCAAGAAGCGGCGUUACCGUCCCCUUGCUGGACGUCGCGUAUUUUUGGAAGAACACAGCCAUUUUGUUACGAUUCCGUUUUUUAUCGCAACAACGGAUAUAGAGGAAGGGCAACAACUGCUGGCAUGGACCUACGGCGAAGAGUAUGAUGCCCGACUUGAGCGGCAAGUUGUAUGCGAUGGGAAUCUUGUGCCCUAUGGAGAUGCGGUUGUGCUCGAUACACGAAUUCCUGUAGGCCGUUGGCAGAGUUAUAAAGGAGACUACCGUCACGGUAUGGGUGUCAGUGACAUUGUUUGGUGCCGUCAUUUCCCAUCGAACGGGAUUCACGAUCCUGUGGAUGAAUUAUAUAUCAUACUGGAGAUGCCAUUCCACGGUAUGGGCUAUUUGCUACUGCGUCCCCUAGUCCGUAGUCGCAGCGCCCAACGCCAAGAGCUUCUUGAGCCUUAUCAAGGGUCGCCUGAUGAAAUGAUUCUGCUGGAUGUCUGUGAGUCCAAGGUGCUAGAACAAUGCAUCAUUGCUCAUAUGGAUACAGUGGCCUUGCUCCUCGUGGAAAUGGACUAUUGGAGUCUGAGGAGGGCCAAACGGACCCCGGCAUCAUCUCCGCUUGCGUGGAGCAGUUGUAUUUGUGGCGGGGGCUCGUCAUGUUUGAUUCGUCAUAUUGUUGUGAAUGGUACAUCUCUUCGGGCCGCGACGAGACUCGUUCGUGAAAGUGAACAUAAAUUUACGACAACAACCAGGGUAGAGAUUCUCUCUGGAUCUGUGUGGCCCUUUCUGCAGGGGCGUGGCGGUGCUGCAGGAACUGGCAGCAAAAAAAGAAGCGGCAAGGGGCAGUAA
This is a messenger RNA of Trypanosoma cruzi, 2556 nucleotides long. RefSeq lists its product as uncharacterized. The transcript has a single exon. Bases 1 to 2556 code for a protein of 851 amino acids. NCBI's taxonomy places the organism in Eukaryota, Euglenozoa, Kinetoplastea, Trypanosomatida, Trypanosomatidae. The record is from RefSeq and is a predicted model, not a curated record.